This is a messenger RNA of Uloborus diversus, 1307 nucleotides long. RefSeq names its product putative methyltransferase C9orf114. The transcript has 10 exons. Bases 112 to 1248 code for a protein of 378 amino acids. NCBI's taxonomy places the organism in Eukaryota, Metazoa, Arthropoda, Arachnida, Araneae, Uloboridae. The record is from RefSeq and is a predicted model, not a curated record.
CGUUGAAUUGUUUAUCGUCCUUAGCCCUGGUUUGAUUUGCAUUUAAUUUAAAUAAAAUAACUUACUGCUGAACUUAACUUGAUUAAAUAAGGAACGUGAAGUAUAAAAAUCAUGGAAGAAAAAUUGAAAACUCCUUCAAACGUCAGUCCUUUGAAGAAUGGGGUGUCUAAAGAAGGUUUAGCGCCUGGAAUGAGUUGGAAGGAAUGGAAACAAAAGAGAAAGGAGAAUAAAUUAUGGAAAGAAUCUAAAGCCUUAAAAAAGCAAAAGAAGUCUGAAGAAAGUGUAAAACGCCUACAGGAUAAGUCUUUAGGUGAUCAUAAAUUGGUAAAAGAUUGGACUGUCAGCAUAGCCGUUCCUGGAUCUAUUCUUGACAAUGCCCAAUCUCCUGAAUUAAAGACCUAUUUAGCGGGGCAGAUUGCUCGAGCUGCUGCUGUAUUCAAUAUCGGUGAAAUAAUAGUUUUUAAUGAUACGCCUGUGGCAAGCAUGGUUGAAGAGGAUGACCAAUCAUUAAAGUUACACAGAAAGAAUCAUGGAUCUGUACAGAUGAUAAGAAUAUUGCAAUUUCUUGAAUGCCCUCAAUAUUUACGGAAGUAUUACUUCCCCCUUCAUAAAGAUUUGGAAUAUGCUGGUCUUUUGAAUCCACUUGAUAUUCCUCAUCAUCUAAGAGUAGAUGAAGAUUCUGAAUAUCGGGAAGGAAUCGUUUUAAAUAAACCUGUGAAGGAAGGUAGAGGAUCGUUUGUCUAUAUAGGCUUAAAAAAAACUGCAAUAAUUGACAAGAUUCUUGAAUCAAACGUAAGAGUAACAGUCAAACUGGAUCAAGAACAUUGUUCUAAAAAACAUUAUAAAGGAAUUGCUGUGGCUCCAUCUAUGCCUUACAAAGAAAGUGGAAUUUAUUGGGGAUACAGUGUCAGGCAUGCCAAAAGCAUAAAAAAUGUUUUUGACGAAUCGCCAUUCAAAGGAGGGUAUGAUCUUACAAUUGGGACUUCAGAUAAAGGCCAUAAUGUUGAUGAAUUUCAGAUGCCACCUUUUAAACAUCUCUUGAUAGUAUUUGGGGGACUUAAAGGCUUGGAAGCUUGUAUUGAAAGUGAUGAAACACUGGAUGUUGAUGAACCUAAGAAUUUAUUCAAUUUUUAUUUAAAUACCUGUCCACUUCAAGGUUCAAGAACCAUAAGAACAGAGGAAGCUGUAUUAAUUACUCUGUCAGCUUUAAGGCCAGCAAUGAAUAAACUUGAAAAUUUAAAGAAAUGAAGAUUUCUCAUAUUUGUAACUAUUAUUUAAGAAAUGUAAAUAAAAAUUUUUUGCUUUUA